CUGGAGGAUCGCAUGUUAUUAAAACUGGCAGCCAAGGUGUCGCAUGUCCAAAACGACGCUGGACAUAGCCCUGUCCACACUAUGAGCCUUCGUGCCAAAGCACACCACAUUGCCUGGAGAGGCGUGCCGGAAGACGUCCCAGAAUGGGACGACGUAGCAAAUUCUAUGGAGCAAGCAUUACGCUUUCACCCGCUCCUACCGCGGGAGACCUGUCAACCGGCGAUCGCGAAUUUCAGAAAUCACACGGAGAGCAGGGUCCUGCUAGCAGAAACCACGCCAGCGCUGGGAACUCCAAGGACAAUGGUGCUAUAAGGCCGGUGGCAGGGCUUUACAAGGAGUAUCUUGAGUCUCGGGAACCCGCCGCCAACCACACUUUUCACGACAUCAAGGAUGGUAUUGUUUCGCUGAGACCUUUGUCUGUUACCUUUGGUGGAAUGAGGCACAACGACCCGCAGUUUAUGGGAGAAUACAUGGUCUCGGAAUACUUACCACGAUCCCUUGGCGAUGGUUAUCAACCUACGAAGCACUGGAAAAGCCCAUUGCGUGUCGGUGCUGGACAUCCCGCUCCCGAGCAAGACGCAAAGCCUGCUGCCACUUUUGUGGUCACCGACGUGUCCAACAAGUUGCGGUCGAGUCUUUUCGAAGACGUUGACCAACGUCUGAAGAUAUUGGCGGUGCAGGUGACAUUUCACCUGUCCGUCUAUCGUAGCGCUAUGUAG
Molecule: messenger RNA, 719 nt
Organism: Podospora pseudopauciseta
Lineage: Eukaryota; Fungi; Ascomycota; Sordariomycetes; Sordariales; Podosporaceae
Exons: 5
Coding region: 144-719 (191 amino acids)
Source: RefSeq, a predicted model, not a curated record